Molecule: messenger RNA, 933 nt
Organism: Aspergillus saccharolyticus JOP 1030-1
Lineage: Eukaryota; Fungi; Ascomycota; Eurotiomycetes; Eurotiales; Aspergillaceae
Product: SDR family NAD(P)-dependent oxidoreductase
Exons: 4
Coding region: 127-933 (268 amino acids)
Source: RefSeq, a predicted model, not a curated record
CAGAUUGAAAAAAUGACUCACUUAGACUCAGCCAAACCCUCUAUAAAGGGUAGAAGAAAGAAAUAAAAGGCUCCUCACUCCUCCAGAAGGCUCUGUCUUCCAGAUCACAUUAUUUCUCAUCUCACAAUGACCGCCGCAACCGACUCUGCCCUCAGCCUCCAAGGCAAAGUAGCCAUCAUCACUGGCUCCGGCAAGAAACGAGGCAUUGGUGCUGGUAUAGCAUCUGCUCUUGCACAGCACGGUGCAUCGGUCGUCAUUAACUACGUCUCGCCGUCUACAGCGUCCUCCGCCGCCGCAGUGGCCGAGAGUAUUGCCGCUGCGGGUGGAAAGGUGCUUGUCAUACAGGCAGACAUCUCUCGUCCUGAAGAGGCACAAAGACUCGUGGAAGAGACGGUCGCCAAAUUUGGAAAGAUCGAUAUACUAGUCAACAAUGCCGGGACAGGGGUCCCAGGUCCCGCACUGAGUGCCACUCCGGAGUGUAUGGCGACUACCUUUGGCGUCAAUGUCUUUGGGCCUCUCUAUCUGGUUCAAGCUGCUGUAGCACAUAUGCCACCGCGCAGCCGUGUCAUCAACAUUGGUUCCGUGGCGUCGAAAUUGGGAAUUUCCGGCUCGCCGAUCUAUCUCGCUUCCAAGGCGGCAACAGAUGCUUUGACACUCGCUCUGGCUGGUGAGCUGGGCCGUGGUCAUGGUGGCAUAACCAUCAACACGGUCUCCCCUGGCCCUGUGGACACGGAUGGUGUGCCAGCUCCAGUAGCGGAAAAGAUUCACAAGACUAUGGUGCCCAUGACCCGGGUUGAAGAGAGAGUUGGGACUGUGGAAGAUGUUGCGGAUGCGGUGCUGUUGUUGUGCUCCGAGAAAAGCCGAUGGAUCUCAGGACAGGUCAUCUCAGUCAGUGGUGGCAUUAUACACGAUGAGUUGGAUUUAGCUGCAUAA